Branchiostoma belcheri (Belcher's lancelet) is the source of this 3524-nucleotide messenger RNA. RefSeq lists its product as uncharacterized. The coding region runs from base 433 to 1962 and encodes 509 amino acids. Gene Ontology annotation, biological process: DNA integration. Gene Ontology annotation, molecular function: nucleic acid binding. Lineage: Eukaryota; Metazoa; Chordata; Leptocardii; Amphioxiformes; Branchiostomatidae. The transcript is spliced from 3 exons. The record is from RefSeq and is a predicted model, not a curated record.
UAAGCUGAUUCUGGGUCAGGGGUCAACAUUGGCACAUGUUUACAGAGCUCGUUUACAAGGCAGAACGCGCACCGAUAAUCCCAACAAUAUUAACAACAUAAUCCCCUGGCAAGAAAAGUGAAUAUCAGUGGUAUUUUCAUCUGACGUCGACGCAUACGUGGACUGAGUCGGUACUGACAUCAACUGGGCCUACGCCUGGCCUUCACGUCGACUCCGGGCAACACUCGAGCUCGGCCCAAACCAUCCUGAUCCUGCUCAGGCCUUCCUUGCCGAUAAUUUACAGGAGUUCAGGAGUUUCCAACAACGAGUCCUCCUGGAUUUGUCUCAAGAAGCAACCAUUCCAGCCAGGGGGUAACCAGACUGGUCUUUUGAGGUGUCAAAUACACAGGCAGAUGUGGCAAAUUCGUGCAGUCUCUUGAGACAAGUGACAAGAUGGAGACCCCUGUGAGAGCAGCUGCUACUUUGCCCACCCAUGAAGAGAUGGCUGGCUUUUUGGAUGUUAUAAAUGGCCUUAUUGGAGAAUGUACUGCUAAGCAAAGUACUCAGAAUAGGCAUGAGAUAAGUUACAUCUUAAGCAGACUUGAAGCAGCAAUGAGAAAUCUUGCCCUGAUCAGUUCCGCAGUAUCGGCUACCAUGAGACAACCUUCUCCAUAUCAGUAUGAGUACUUGGAACAAGUUUUAAUAGCUUGCAGGGAUCUACAGGAUGAUAUAGAACAGAUGCAUACAUUUUAUGCCAAGAAAGGAGAGGAUGUUGACUCCUACAGGUACAGAGUUUCCCAGGACUACAGCAGGGGAAGACCACGGAAGCACAUAACUGAGCAACAGAUCUCAUACCUGCGUGAACUAGGGUUUACAUGGCUGAAGAUUGCUGAACUGUUAGGGGUCUCAUUCAGCACAUUGAAAAGGAGACAAAGGGAGUUUGCAUGGGUGGGACGAGACAACUAUACAGACAUCACCGAGGAAGACUUGGACCGGACUGUUGUUGGCCUGAAAAGACUAUUGCCCAACCAUGGAGAGAACUAUCUUUGGGGGUUACUGAAGUCUCAAGGAAUCUAUGUGACCAGGCAAAGACUUCGGGACUCCAUUCACAGGGUUGAUCCCAUCAACACAGCUUUGCGCUGGUUUUUGACAACUUCUCGUAGGUCAUAUUAUGUACCUUGUCCAAAUGCUCUCUGGCAUAUUGACAGCCAUAUGAAACUCAUAAGAUGGGGUUUUGUUUUCCAGGGGGGGAUUGAUGGGUAUUCAAGGACAAUUGUUUAUCUAGUAUGCAACACUAACAACAGAGCUGCAACAGUGUAUCAAGCCUUCCGUUCGGCAGUUGCCAAGUUUGGUGUUCCAGCUCGUGUCCGCUCCGACUAUGGGAUGGAGAAUACCAAAGUAGCUUUAUAUAUGCUUAUUAAGAGAGGUGUGGAGAAGAAUCCCUUCUUGACUGGGAAGUCGACACAUAACCAGCGUAUUGAGCGUCUGUGGCGUGAAGUGCAUCGGUGCAUAGUAGAAGUCUGGCGUGCAUUUUUCUACUACAUGGAGUUGGAAGAAAUGUUAGAUGUAUCGAAUCCCCUGCACCUGUUCUGUCUCCACUUUGUGUUCUGCCCCCGGAUCAACAAAACUGUCGAAGCAUUUGUUGAUGGCUUCAAUGCCCACAAAGUCCGAACUGCCCACAACUUGUCUCCACUUCAAAUGUGGGUUGAAGGUACUCUGAGACUAUGGAACUCAGGGAGAUCUGCCAUAAGGAGCAUUCUCCAAGAACCAGUUGAUGCCCAGACGUAUGGCAUUGACUGGGAAGGGCCUGUGCCGGAAUUGCAGGAUAACGCCAUUAUUGAUGUCCCUCAAGGUCUGCAUGUGUCAGAAGAGCAACAGAGAAUACUGAGAGCACAAAUUAAUCCUUUGGAUUUUGUUGAUGAUAUCUAUGACACUUCACAGUAUGUACGGGCUGUAUACAUCUUGUCCCACAUGAUGCAAUGAUGGUAGAAGCCAGGCAGGGAAUCGUUUGAAAUGAAAUACAUUAUAAUUAUUAUCUAUGCUAUGCUAUGUAUUGCUAUGUAAACAUUCUGAACUUUCAAAACAAAUGUGUAUUGUAUAUAAAUGUAUGUAAAUAAAUAGAUAAAUAAAAAUAAAUAUAUGAUGUGUAUGAAACUGUACAUAUUUUUCCUGGUCUAAAUCAGAGCGUGAUCUUAGUGUUAUUUGUUCCAUGAAACCUCAUGAACACUCUGCUAGCAAAAGUGUAUUGUAUUUGAUUAUCAUCAAAUUGCCCUACAUUAUUUUUGUUGUCUAAAUCAAAGUGUUCCUUGAGUGUCCUUUCUAAGAACAUCAAUAUUGCCAUCUUUGAAAUAGCCCCACUAACACACCACUACCAGUGAUGUGAUAAUAUUGAUUUAUUUUGCAAAUCAUGAGGAAAUCUAAAUCCUUCUGUUCUUACUGUUCUACAAAGACAAAGACAUUACUUAAAGGGAAGGGAAUUUUCUCCACACCCCUCAAUGUUUUUCUUUGUAUGUAAUAUAAACAUUUAAAACUAGGUAUAUGAUUGUUACAAAACAGUCCCAGAUUAUUCUGGUUUACAUCAAGGUGUAUUUUCAGUCAGCAUUCUUGGAGUGUCCUUUUGUAACAUCAAUGUUGUUAAUUGACAUAUCUUGCCAACUGUAGCUUUUGUUUUCAUGGACAUGUGACAUCAUUACAAUGCACAAGUAGAACUGUUUGUACUUCAGAUAUUCCACAUCUUAAUUGAGAGAGAGAUUACAUUACUUGUAUACCUUUAUAUUUGUGUUUGUCUCAUAAGUAGACCUGUUUACAUGUACAUGUAGUACAACUUACAAGUUCCAGUGCUACAUACAUUGUACCAAACAUACCUGCAUUACUAGUAUGUAGGCUUGCUGUUCAAUAAAUAUCAGGUAGGGAAGGAAAGAAGGAAAGAAGGGAAAGACAUAGAAAUUGAGUUUUCCAGGCUUGCCUUUUUGUAUCUUACUUAAUGUAAACCCUGUAAAAUUCCUUGCUUUAUAAAUUAUAUCAAUUCCAGUUGAAUUCCUAGUUUUCUUGGUCAAACAGAUGUGUGAAAGGUUUUUCAAAUGUGCUAUGAUUUUUUUGCCAUUGAAUAUAGGAUAUGCCAAGUAAAAAAUCCCAUUUUACUGUAUAUUGCACAAUUGGUUAUGUAUUUGCUGUGUAAAUAUUUACUUUACAAAGUGUCAUGUUGUUGCCAGGGUUAUUCUGACCAUUGUGACCCAGCAUUUCAGCAAAUAGAGCUAUCCGAGGCAAUAAUUGGCUAUAGUGCUAUUUGUCUAUAUAGCAUGAUUUUGUGUCAGUUUAUUGUUUAGCUUUGAUUGGCUAUUGUUAAUAUCCCAGCAUCAUGUCCCAAAGGAUGAUUAGCACAGUGCAUCAACAUGAGGUGGGGCGGACUUGAGAUGUAUUGAAAUGAAUGGAUGUCUGGAAUUUCUGUGUAUAGUGUAUAUAUAAAUAUUAUGAAUACCAUAAACUUGGUCUAACAUUUUAUGUCAUAUCAACAUUAAAGCCAAGAUGAAUGUUUUGUAACUUAA